Carassius carassius (crucian carp) is the source of this 1854-nucleotide messenger RNA. Its product is annotated as death effector domain-containing protein-like. The transcript is spliced from 6 exons. The coding region runs from base 323 to 1537 and encodes 404 amino acids. Gene Ontology annotation, biological process: apoptotic process; regulation of apoptotic process; extrinsic apoptotic signaling pathway via death domain receptors. Gene Ontology annotation, molecular function: DNA binding; protein binding. The record is from RefSeq and is a predicted model, not a curated record. NCBI's taxonomy places the organism in Eukaryota, Metazoa, Chordata, Actinopteri, Cypriniformes, Cyprinidae. Gene Ontology annotation, cellular component: nucleolus.
UGUUGCCCCACGCUUUCUCAUGUCCCGGAUGCACCUACAUUUUAGUAGAGGAACAAAAAAAUGGGCUCGUUACCAAGCUUCACCAAACCGUUUAAAUUAUCCCCACACACGAUUAUUGUACACAUAUGAGGACCAGACCGCAGUUUUGAGAAGAGUCAACGUCCAUUGUCUCCGUGUCUGUAAAGUGAUUCAUGGCAUUGAAGAGAGUGAAGUUGGAGGCGAGAGUUGCGGGCCAAGUGUGUUGACACAGUUCAGGCUGCUUCACACUGCUGACAGGGCCUUCUGCCAUCCCCCUCACCCAUCAUCCAUCUAGUGAAGAGUGAUGACCUCACAGCAGCAUGGGAAUGCCAACCCUGCCCUCCUAUCACCACAGAACUCUUCAUCCAGUCAGGGCAGGCAACACAUUUCUCGUUCCCCGAUAGACUCGUAUUCCCGCUCAGGGCUUUCCUGUCCUCGGAGAGGCUGGGUUGCAGCUUCAUUAUCUCCAACAGCUCACGGUAACUCCCUUGCGCUCUCUCUAAGCCGAUUGGGUCCGGCGUCCUGCAGUAAUUCCUCCUUAUCACGGAGACCUGCAUCUGGCUGGGUGGAGCCGUGGCCGGAGGAGGCUGUGGAUGACACAUAUGGGCUUUACUCUCUUCACCGCAUGUUUGAUAUUGUGGGUGCGCAGCUGACGCACCGUGACGUACGUGUGUUGUCCUUCCUUUUUGUGGACGUUAUUGACGAGUACGAGAGAGGAGGGAUACGGAGCGGGCGAGAUUUCCUGCUUGCGCUGGAGCGUCAGGGGCGAUGUGACGAGACAAACUUCCGGCAUGUUCUUCAGCUGCUCCGCAUCAUCACUCGCCAUGACCUGCUGCCGUACGUUACGUUGCGCAAGAGACAGACAGUGUGCCCAGAUCCAGUGGAUAAAUAUCUGGAGGAGACAUCAGUCCGCUAUGUUUCUCCCAGAGGAGCAGGAGAGGCGCAGCAGGGAACUCCUCACAGAAGAACAGGAACCCAGCCAUUGAUCUGCUGUCCUCCAUCAGGACCCCAGGUGUGUCCACCACGUGCUAAACCCACCCCACCUCCACUGAACAGAAAAAGGAAGAGAUCUCACACGACAGCUGACUGCAGAGAAAAACAGACCUGUGACAUACGACUGAGAGUGCGUGCGGAGUACUGUCAGCACGAGUCGGCUCUACAAGGAAACGUCUUCUCCAACAAGCAGGAGGCGCUGGAGAGGCAGUUUGAGCGGUUCAACCAGGCCAACACCAUCCUCAAAUCCCGAGACCUGGGUUCCAUCAUAUGUGACAUCAAGUUUUCAGAGCUGACCUACCUGGACGCCUUCUGGCGGGACUACAUCAACGGCUCACUAUUGGAAGCCCUGAAGGGCGUUUUCAUCACGGACUCUCUGAAGCAGGCAGUGGGCCACGAGGCCAUUAAGCUCCUGGUGAAUGUGGAUGAGGAAGACUAUCAAGCUGGCAGGAGGAAGUUGCUGAGGAACCUAGUGGCAGGAGGUGCCACUGCAGGGACGGGGAGUAGGGAUGGUCUCUUGUCCUAGUGGUGGGAUUGACUCGAGAAAGAAAUGGAAUUGCUACUUUUUGGAGAAGUGAGAUGAGUAUUCUCAAAGUGACACAGUAGAACAGAUGAAGAUGGAGCACUUUAUUUUUUACUCUCUCUCAAGCGUUUCACCUAUUGUAACCAUAUAUAGUGAUACCAUUCCAAAAUGUAGGAGAUGUUCGGCAUCAUUGGUCAUCUGUCGCAUUAUGACUCUGAUUUCUGAAUUAUUUUAUUUUUGUUGACCAUGCCGCUGGUUGUGUUAAGUGAAAUAUUUAUGUGCAAAAUAGACAGCUGGUUCAUUCAAUGUCUGUACAAAUC